Musca vetustissima is the source of this 1206-nucleotide messenger RNA. Its product is annotated as dynactin subunit 2-like. NCBI's taxonomy places the organism in Eukaryota, Metazoa, Arthropoda, Insecta, Diptera, Muscidae. The coding region runs from base 61 to 1206 and encodes 381 amino acids. Gene Ontology annotation, biological process: mitotic spindle organization. Gene Ontology annotation, cellular component: centrosome; dynactin complex; cytoplasm. The record is from RefSeq and is a predicted model, not a curated record. The transcript is spliced from 3 exons.
UGUUAUUAUCAAAAUUCAUCAUUAUUAUUUUAAAGACAUCAAUAAACGUUGCCCACCAUAAUGGCCGAUCCAAAAUUCGAAAAUUUGCCAGGCAUUGCUUAUGACCAACCUGAUGUCUAUGAAACACCCGAUGUUCCUGAACAAGAGACUUCAGACUAUUACGAGGAAGAGGCGGAAAAUAAGUCCAUUGAACGUUUGCACAUCUCCCCGCAAGAGGCUUACAAACGUUUCCGUGGCUCUACGCUGACGGGUAAUGUCGAUUUCUCUGACAGUAUUGGACGUCGUGUAUGUCGUGGCUAUGAUAUGACCACGGGUGAAUUUGAAUUAACUGGCAUGGGUGAAAAGGAGACUCCCGUGCAAAAAUGUCGUCGAUUGCAGUGUGAAAUGAAUGAACUUUUGGAAGAGGUAUCAGCAUUGCAAAACGAUCGUAAAUUGGUCCAAGAAGAAAAGGAAUCAUAUGAUGCUGUGGCCACCAUUAUUACCACAGCCAAGAAGGUGUUAGAUUCACUGCGUUUGGAACAGGUAUUGGGUAAAGAACAGGCACCUAACAAGGCCGACAAAGAGGUUAAGGCUCUGAUCAAUCAAGUAGAUGAAUAUAAAAAUUCGGGUGUCCUCACGGCUAUACCGACACCUGGAACUGAUUUGGCAGCGUCGGCACGUGUGGCCAAAUUGGAACAUCGUCUGCAUCAACUGGAACAGGCUGUUGGUGCUCAACCGGAAAAAUUGAGUCGCCUUACAACACUCACACAAAGCACAAAUGUUAUGGACGCCGUGCGUCAGCUUAACACAAAGGCAGCCUUAUUACAAUCGGAGAAAAUCGAUGUUAUUGAAGAACGUUUGGGUAGCUUGGGUGCCAAAAUGGAUGCUAUUGCUGCCAAGUCGAGUGGUUCUCCCGAGGAUGCUAAACGUGAUCAAAAGGUUGUCGAAAUGUAUGAAAUUGCUAAACGUACCGAACCUGUUGCCGAAAUUCUACCCGAUAUUAUUGAAAGAAUGCAGGCAUUGGAAUUAUUGCAUAAAUAUGCUAUGAACUUUGCUAAAAUCAUUGCUGAAAUCGAAGAGAAACAAACCUCAAUUACCACCUCCCUGGUUUAUAACAAGGAACUGUUGCAUUCGGUACAAGAAACCUUCGCCCAGAAUCUAGAAACAAUAAACAAAGAGGUAGCCAAGGUGGAAGAACGUGUUAAGUCGGUGGCUAAUAUUAAGUAG